Molecule: messenger RNA, 1278 nt
Organism: Paecilomyces variotii
Lineage: Eukaryota; Fungi; Ascomycota; Eurotiomycetes; Eurotiales; Thermoascaceae
Product: mandelate racemase/muconate lactonizing enzyme family protein
Exons: 3
Coding region: 1-1278 (425 amino acids)
Biological process (GO): carbohydrate catabolic process
Molecular function (GO): L-rhamnonate dehydratase activity; magnesium ion binding
Source: RefSeq, a predicted model, not a curated record
AUGUCUCCUGCUAAGUUUCCCCGCAUUAAAGAAGUCACAACCUUCCUCAUCGAUGGCGUCGGCUCUGGGGGUGACUACCACAAUGUGGCCGGUGGUCAUUGGCUGGUAGACAGUUCCAUCUCAACUCCAAUGGCACGAUGGGAACAAUAUCGAGCUUCGAGGACCAGCUGGGGAAUCAACGUCCUGGGCUCUUUCUGUGUCCAGAUUGAGGCCACCGACGGCACCAAGGGCUUUGCAACCGGGUUCGGAGGUCCUCCAGCUUGCUGGCUGGUCCACAAGCAUUUUGAGCGUUUCCUCGUCGGAGCAGACCCCCGCGACACAAACAACCUAUUCGAGAAGAUGUACCGUGCAUCUAUGUUCUAUGGACGCAAAGGCCUUCCCGUCGCCGUUAUCUCUGUUAUCGACCUGGCUCUCUGGGAUCUGCUGGGCAAGAUCCGCAAUGAACCUGUCUACAAGCUGAUCGGUGGCGCUACGCGUGAGCGACUGCACUUUUACUGCACAGGCCCUGAGCCUGCCUAUGCAAAGAGUAUGGGCUUUACUGCAGCAAAGGUGGCUCUUCCAUACGGACCAGACGAGGGAAUUGAUGGCCUUCUGCGCAAUGUGGAAUAUCUCCGCAAACACAGAGAGAGCGUUGGGCCUGACUUCCCCCUGCGUGUCGACUGCUACAUGUCUCUGAACGUGCCCUAUACAAUUCAGCUGGUCAAGAGAUGCGAACAAGAAGGAAUCAACAUCGACUGGUGGGAGGAGUGCCUGACCCCAGAUGACUUUGACGGCCACGCCCUUCUGAAACAGGCUCAUCCCACGGUGAAAUUUACCACCGGAGAGCAUGAGUACUCUAGAUACGGAUUCCGGAAACUCAUUGAAGGCCGUAACCUGGAUAUUCUACAGCCAGACGUUAUGUGGGUAGGCGGUAUGACAGAGUUGCUCAAGAUCUCCGCAAUGGCUGCUGCCUAUGAUAUCCCCGUCGUUCCCCAUGCUUCAGGGCCCUACUCAUACCACUUCGUCGUCUCUCAGCCCAACUCUCCGUUUCAGGAGUAUCUUGCCAACUCCCCUGAUGGAAAGAGUGUGAAGGCCGUGUUCGGAGAUCUUUUUCUCAACGAACCUAUUCCCACGCGUGGUUAUCUUGAUGUGUCAGAUCUAGACAAGCCGGGUUUCGGCCUGGAGCUUAACCCUGCUGCUCGACUUCUGCCUGCGGCUUCCAUUCUGAACCCUGCCCCUCAGAAAAGCCUCACUCUGUCCGCUGAGAAUGCGGACCAAGUAAACGGCACACCCAACUAG